AUGAAGCCCCCGUCCAUCGAUCAAGAAGCUGAUGUAAAGGUCAUUGCGGAUUGGGCAGCCGCUUCCAACUCAGAUCUGUUCACCUGUUCGGAUUCACAACUCGAAGACGCACUUCUGGCAAAGCGUGAGGCUGCCUUAUCCAUCAAGAACCAAACCGGUCGCACGGAAAAACUCAUACGCACCUGGAUGGAUGACGAAGACGGAGACGGAGACGAUGUCGGUUUUGAAAGCAUCUCCCAUAUUCUUGCCGCCCAGAUGAACCAACAUCAUACCAGCUGGAAGGACCUUCAACUCACUCCCGAGAUGGCCGCAGUGAAGGAUAGCUUGUUCCCUGAACACCCCUCUACGCCAUCUACAGGCCCGCAAGAACUUCUUCCAUUAAGUUCAAGUCAAAGUACGACCCUUUCCACGGAACAACAUGUCAGAAUCGAGGAUGUAUCAAAUAAACAGACUGAUUCUCCGAUUGAAAGCGUUUCGCUUGACCCUACCUCAGCCAACAAGGAGGCGGUGGACAAUCAGAUUGCCAAGCACGCUGAGGUUUUCCCGAAUGGCUUUUUCACUCUCACCAAUCAUACUUCCACCAGGUUCCACUGGGCCAGUAAGCGCGUCGAAACCGGAGUCAAAGAUGUGACUCGUGAUAUAGAGACACUACUCAGCAGUAUCAAGUCCAACGCCGAAAUGAUUCUUGAGAAUGAAAAAACCAAACUUCACACUUCCACCUCCAACCUGAUGGCCACGAACAAGGUCCUUGAUAUUUGUUCCGACACUCAAAAGUCUCAUCGUGCUGAGGAAGCUACGGCAAACGCGUUUACUACUCGGAUUGAAACGUUGAUCAAUGCCAGUAACGAGGCGUGCCGGAAAACGAAGGAUUCCGGCCAAGUUUUUGAAAAGGCAUAUAAAAUACUUGGUGCGCAGCUCCCGGUACUCCGGGCGGCUUUCGGGCGGAAGCGACUACUUCCCGACUCGGCGCCUCUCAUUAAAACCGGCAGGGCAAAUUCGGACAAUGAAGUCAAAAAGAUGGUUACUGAAGUCAAGACGAUUGCGAAGCGAAUUAAAGAGGUGGAGAAGCUAAGGUCUGAAGCCGAAGCAGAGCUGAACCGCAUAUUGCUCGUCAACACUUUCGCUCAGAUGAAUGGGCAAGGUGUGAAGGCAUUGGAGGAGAAGCACCCAGGCCUCCUGAAGGACUUGAGAGAUUUGACUAAGAUGUUCAGGGAGCAUACCUCCACGUCUUGA
This is a messenger RNA of Fusarium pseudograminearum CS3096, 1233 nucleotides long. RefSeq lists its product as uncharacterized. The coding region runs from base 1 to 1233 and encodes 410 amino acids. NCBI's taxonomy places the organism in Eukaryota, Fungi, Ascomycota, Sordariomycetes, Hypocreales, Nectriaceae. The transcript is spliced from 3 exons. The record is from RefSeq and is a predicted model, not a curated record.